AAAAAAAAAGAAAAGAAAAGAAAAAGAAAAAAGAUUCGUUUUCCUUGAAUCUUACUAACAAAGUACUUCUGGACUCAGAAACUGACAAGCGAAGGAGAGGGAGAGAGAGAGAGAGAAAAUGAAUUCAUCCCAACCAUCUAUAUCCCAAGGCACAGAGAGAGGAUGCUUCUCUUCCCAAGUGCUCUUAAGGACAAUUGCUGGGGUCUCCAUUCUACUGCUAAGUGUCUGUUUUAUCACCAGAUGUCUUGUGACAUAUCAUAACUUUCAACUCUGUGACGAGAAUAAGUUCCAGCUACAUGAGGCUUUCAUGGACUUCUCCUGCUCCAAUGACGGAUUGGGUUCAGUCAAGAAUUGCUGUCCGUCAGACUGGGUACAUUUUCAAUCUAGCUGCUACCUCUUUUCUACUAAUACUAUGUCCUGGACAUCGAGUUUAAAAAACUGCUCCAACAUGGGAGCUCAUCUGGUUGUUAUCAACACACAGGAGGAGCAGGAAUUCCUUUUCUUUGCGAAACCUAAGAGGAAAGAGUUUUAUAUUGGACUGACAGACCAGGUGAAAGAGGGUCAAUGGCAAUGGGUAGAUGGCACACCUUUCACAGAAUCUCUGAGCUUCUGGGAUGUAGGGGAGCCCAAUAAUAUAGUUACAGUGGAGGACUGUGCCACCAUUCGAGACUCUUCAAAUCCAAGGAAAAACUGGAAUGAUGUUCCCUGUUUCUUCAACAUGUUUCGGAUUUGUGAAAUGCCAGAAAUAAAUGUUUCAAGCAACAAAAAAAAUUCUCUAAGAACAGAAAGCACAACUUAAAUGCAUAAAUACGGAGGAAAAAGAGCAUGAAUAUAACUCCAGCAUGAGAGAAGUAUGUGCUGCAUGUGCUGCACUUAAUGAGGACUUCAUAGGGACUUCGUAAGGACUGUGUUGCUUUUGAUAUAAAAUAAGUAGUUUUAAAUGUUAUAAUUUGUGAUACUGAUUGACAUGCAUUUUUCUUCAUAUUAGUUUCAGGACUUCUCAAAACUCACCAAGCAAUUCUCUAACAAAUACUGGGAAAAGAAAAGAAUGCUCCUUUUGGCAGGAUUUGCUUCAUUCAUUUUUACCCCUGCCCAAGCAUGUACCCUCAACUAUGCUUUCCUGUACAGUGAGUAAGACUCCUUCAAGUCAUGAAACUUACUCCUGCUCCAAAGACAUGUGGACUUCUAGCUAAAGACCUUUACUGCGUCUCGCUAGGAGCAGGCCAUGCUAAGCUUCAGCUCCAAACAGACUAUUACUCAGUCUAUUCAACACAGCACCUCCCUUUUCUCUUUAUUCUCUUCCACUGAAUAACUGAAUCUCACCUGAAUUUGUGGCUAUUCCUCAGCUAGGGCCAGGGUCCAACAGUCAAAUUGUUCUAAGAGAACAUUCAGCUUGACAAUUUCCUACCUCAAGCCUAUUCACUUCUUGCAUAUUAUUUUUUCAAUACUGAUAAGGUUACUCAAGAAUAUUUCAGGAACAUAGCACCUUUAAUAACCAUGUUUCUUGCACACAGCUUGACAAAGAGACCCUCAAAAUUCAUACAUCAUUAAUUCAUGGACAUUAAUAUAAAAUAUAUUUUUCCUUACAAAUGUUUAUUCCUCUAAGGUAUUAAGUGACCAUAUGUGGUUUUGAAACCAAAAUGCCUUUAAACCAAAAGUCAUUCAACCUAAAAGUAAUCCAGUGUAUGUAUCUUCUACUUUCUAAUUCCCUUUUUUCAAAUUAUAAACAUCAAUGAGGACACACUGAAAGACCUAUGGAAAUACUUUUGUUCACCAUUGUUUCUCUGUAGGGUAUAAUUUGAUAUUUUAAAUUUUACUUCAAUACUGAAAGAUAUAUGCAAGUAUCAGUACACAUUAUUUCACCAUACAUUUAUAAUUUAUUAUACAAUUAACUUUGUCUUCAAGUUCAGCAAGAAAAGAAACAAUCAGAGUUUCGUGCUUAAAGUUAUUUAUCUGGAAAAUUCUGAGGGGUAGAUCAUCUGGUUGAAACUAUUUUAAAAUAUAAUAUUUUACAAUAGGGCCUACAAAAAUACUUAGAUACCAGAAAAGCCAGAAGUUACAAAAUAUAAAAGAGUAAGUAAUUAUCUGUAUUCCCAAGACAAUAUUCCCAAAGUAAACUAUUGUUAAGAUAUAAAUAUUACCAUUUGGGCCUCUGAAUAUUUUAAAGAAAAAUCAUUCUAAUACAUUUGGUAAAAAUGAUACAUACUCAUUAUCAAAAAUUUUUACAGAUAUGUUAUACAUAUGUAAAUAUUAUUCACAGCUGAAUCUUGUACUGUAUCAUGAUUAUAUUAUAUACUUCCUUAAAAACAUUUUGCUUAGGGUGGGAUCUGGAAUGGAAUCUUUUCUCUAUGGAAUCUUUUCUCUUAAUGUAUUCAAGAGGGUAAUGUGACCUUGGCAUCCUUUAUUAAAAAACUGAUUUUUGGUGCUGGAAAAAAAAAAUUUUGCUUUUUGUAUAGCUAAUAUUGGCAGUAUUUGUUAUUUAUCCAGUUUUCUAUGUACUGAUUAAUAAUGCAUCCCUUAACUAUGCAGAAUUGUACAUCACCUCUUAAUGUAUUCAAAUACAGUUUAUCAGUCCCAUAUUUUCAUGAGGAAAAGAAAUCCUCUUGAAACUGU
Messenger RNA from Canis lupus familiaris (dog), 2613 nucleotides. Its product is annotated as C-type lectin domain family 4 member E. The transcript has 6 exons. The record is from RefSeq and is a predicted model, not a curated record. The coding region runs from base 119 to 799 and encodes 226 amino acids. Lineage: Eukaryota; Metazoa; Chordata; Mammalia; Carnivora; Canidae. Gene Ontology annotation, molecular function: carbohydrate binding. Gene Ontology annotation, cellular component: external side of plasma membrane. Gene Ontology annotation, biological process: antifungal innate immune response.